Chaetomium fimeti is the source of this 2406-nucleotide messenger RNA. RefSeq names its product tRNA synthetases class I (C) catalytic domain-containing protein. Gene Ontology annotation, biological process: cysteinyl-tRNA aminoacylation. Gene Ontology annotation, molecular function: ATP binding; cysteine-tRNA ligase activity. NCBI's taxonomy places the organism in Eukaryota, Fungi, Ascomycota, Sordariomycetes, Sordariales, Chaetomiaceae. The coding region runs from base 1 to 2406 and encodes 801 amino acids. Gene Ontology annotation, cellular component: cytoplasm. The transcript has 7 exons. The record is from RefSeq and is a predicted model, not a curated record.
AUGGCAUCCAUCACAGUCCACAACUCGCUGAAACCCGGCUCGCCGGUCCCUUUUGUGCCCAGGGAGGAGGGUAAGGUCUCGUGGUACGCUUGCGGUCCGACUACAUACGACUUGAGCCAUCUCGGUCAUGCCCGCAACUAUGUUUCCACCGACAUCAUCCGCCGUAUCCUUAUCCAUCACUUUGGCUUCAAUGUCAACUUCGUUAUGAACUACACGGAUGUGGAUGACAAGAUCAUCAUCAAAGCUAGGAGGAAGCGGUUGCUCGAGCUCGAGAAAGAGAAACCCCACUCCGCCAACCAUCUUAGGGAGCUUACAUUCAAGGCGUUUCAGGCUUACGCCGAGAACAACCUCCCUCUACUAACCGGAGCUGAGCAGUCGGCCGUGGACGAGCACAACUACCUGGAACGGAAAGAGGCCGCUUACGGCCAUGUUUUGGCAGGCGGUCCCCUAUCAGGGGAGGGCAAGCCCGGCGACGCCGAAGCCAAGGUGAAGAUGCACCUCGGCAACAUGGACUCUGCGGCGAAGUCGCUUAGGGACGGUGCCGGGUUCGACGGCGCCGAGGAGGUCCUGCUUCCGUACCUCGACUCCCUGUACAAGGAAACCAUCGACACCAGCGACCAGACCAUGUUUACCGACCUCACACAAGCCAUGGAGAAGGCGUUCAGCGAUGACAUGGAGGCCCUGAACGUCCUACCCCCGGAUGCGGUGACACGAGUCACCGAGUACGUCCCGCAAAUCGUGUCGUUCGUCGAGCAGAUCAUCACCAAGGGGUUUGCAUACGAGGCCAACGGCUCGGUGUACUUCGAUAUCGCGGCGUUCGAGAAGGCUGGAAACACGUACGCCCGGCUGCGGCCCGAGAGCAAGAACGACAAGGCGUUGCAGGAGGAGGGGGAGGGCUCGCUAUCCAAGAGCCUGGAGGGGAAGAAACGGUCAGGUGACUUCGCCUUGUGGAAGAAGUCGAAGCCUGGUGAGCCGUUUUGGCCUAGUCCCUGGGGUGCGGGUCGCCCUGGCUGGCAUAUUGAGUGCUCCGUCAUGGCGUCGGACAAGCUCGGCGAACAGAUGGAUAUCCACUCCGGCGGCAUCGAUUUAGCGUUUCCCCAUCACGACAACGAGCUGGCCCAGAGUGAGGCCCACUUUCACCAGUGCGAAAGGGGCGAGCACUCCUGGGUCAACUACUUUUUGCAUAUGGGCCACCUAUCGAUUGCAGGGAGCAAGAUGUCCAAGAGCUUGAAAAACUUCCAGACCAUUCAAGACGCUCUGGCAACGACCUACACCGCCCGCAACAUGCGCAUCGUGUUUCUUAUGGGCCGUUGGAAUGACGGGGUCGAAAUUUCUGUUGAUAUGCGGAAACAGGCGGACAGCUGGGAGAGCACGGUCGAUAACUUUUUCACCAAUGUCAAGGCGAAACUGGCAGAGGCUGGAUCAACAGCGGACGGGAUUAAGGGAUUGUCUCUCGAGGAAGGCACAGGCUUGACAGAGGAGCUGGAGCAGGCUAAGAAGGAUCUCGAUUCGGCGCUUCGCAACUCGUUUGACACCCCCGGCGCGAUGCAGGUGAUCCUGCGGCUGGUCAAGGACGCAAACAUUUACAUGAACGACAAGUCCGUGCAGCCCAACUUGCAGGCUGUCGAGGCCGUUGCGAGGUGGGUAACCAAGGUUGUCGGCAUUCUUGGUCUGGACGCCAGCGCGCGGCCUCCAUAUAACGGCCUCGGGUGGGCCUCUGCCAGCGCGGCGGCCAACCUCGAACCCAAGGAGGCCGUGAAGCCGUACGCGGAAGCGUAUGCCAAGGUGAAGGCGGACGUCGAGGGGUUAAAGCUCGCCAAUCCCUCAAUCCAGAAUCUUCUCCAGCAGCAAACACCGGAGGCCGAAUUUGCCGAUCUGGAGAAAAGCGGGGAGCGCGACGUGGAGAAACUGGCUAUGCCGUACCUGCGGGCAACUUCGAGCCUGCGGGAUGAGCUGCGGGCGAUUGUUUCGGCCCUCGAGUCUUCAAGCAAACAGGCCGUGCUCUCACUAAGCGACCGUAUCCGCGAUUAUGACCUCACCGACCUGGGCGUUCAGCUUGAUGACCAGACCGAUAAGCCCAGCUUGAUCAAGUUUGUUCCCGCAGCCAAGCUCAUUGCCGCGCGCGAUGAAAAAGCGGCACUGCUGGCGGACAAGGCUAGGCAAAAGGAAGAGGCGCGGAAGGCGAGGGAGAAGGCGGAUGAGGAGAAGUGGGCCAAGGCGAAGCUGUCUCACAAGGAUAUGUUCAAAGCCGACGCCAAGUACCAGGAGUGGGACGCCGAGGGGCUUCCCACUAAGCUCGCGGGUGGUAGCGAGGUGCCCAAGAGCCAGGUCAAGAAACUGAAGAAGGAGUGGGAGAGGCAAAAGAAGCUGCACGAGGAGUAUCUCGCCAAGUUUGGUGGCGCCUAA